Messenger RNA from Dipodomys spectabilis (banner-tailed kangaroo rat), 3675 nucleotides. RefSeq names its product LanC like 2 (gene Lancl2). Bases 33 to 1388 code for a protein of 451 amino acids. The transcript is spliced from 9 exons. Gene Ontology annotation, biological process: peptide modification; carbohydrate metabolic process. Lineage: Eukaryota; Metazoa; Chordata; Mammalia; Rodentia; Heteromyidae. The record is from RefSeq and is a predicted model, not a curated record. Gene Ontology annotation, cellular component: plasma membrane.
CGCCCGGCGCCGGGAGAGCGCGCGCGGCGGACAUGGGCGAGACCAUGUCCAAGAGGCUGAAACUGCACUUGGGAGGGGAGGCAGAGAUGGAGGAGCGAGCGUUCCCCAAUCCCUUCCCGGACUACGAGGCCGCCGCCGCCGCCUCCGGGUUCGUCACCGGAGCGGUGGAAGAGACCGGCUGCGCCCGCCUCCCGCCCCCUACGGAUGAAAUCGGCCUUCCUUUCCACCAGGACGGGAAGCUUAUUCAUAGCUUCGUAAGGAGGAUCCAGACCAAAAUCAAAGAUCUUCUACAGCAAAUGGAAGAAGGACUCAAGACAGCUGACCCUCAUGAUUGCUCUGCUUACACUGGCUGGACAGGCAUAGCCCUUUUGUACCUGCAGCUAUACCGGGUCACUUGUGACCAGACCUACCUACUCCGAUCUCUGGAUUAUGUAAAGAGGACACUUCGGAAUCUGAAUGGUCGAAGAGUCACUUUCCUAUGUGGAGAUGCUGGUCCUCUUGCUGUGGGAGCUGUGGUUUAUCAUAAACUCAAAAGUGAGAGUGAGUCUCGGGAGUGCAUCACAAAACUUUUGCAGCUUCACAGAACAGUUAUCUGCCAAGAGUCAGAGCUUCCUGAUGAACUGCUUUAUGGACGGGCAGGUUAUCUAUAUGCCUUAUUGUACCUGAACACAGAGAUCGGCCCAGGAACUGUGUGUGAAUCUGCUAUUAAGGAGGUAGUCAGUGCUAUUAUUGAAUCAGGUAAGACUUUGUCAAGGGAUGAAAGAAAAGCUGAGCGCUGCCCCCUCUUGUAUCAGUGGCAUAGAAAGCAGUAUGUUGGAGCAGCCCAUGGCAUGGCUGGAAUCUACUACAUGUUAAUGCAGCCAGCAGCAAAUGUAGACCAAGAAACCUUGACAGAAAUGGUGAAACCUAGUAUUGAUUAUGUGCGCCACAAAAAAUUUCGAUCUGGGAAUUAUCCAUCUUCAUUAAGUAAUGAAACAGAUAGGUUGGUUCAUUGGUGCCAUGGUGCCUCCGGUGUCAUCCACAUGCUCAUGCAGGCAUAUAAGGUGUUUAAGGAUGAAAAAUACUUGAAAGACGCUGUGGAGUGUAGUGAUGUGAUUUGGCAGCGAGGUCUGCUCCGGAAAGGCUAUGGGAUCUGCCAUGGGACUGCUGGAAAUGGGUACUCCUUUCUCUCCCUUUAUCAUCUCACACAGGAUAAAAAGUACCUCUAUCGAGCUUGCAAGUUUGCAGAAUGGUGUCUUGAUUACGGAGCACAUGGGUGCCGUAUUCCUGACAGACCUUAUUCCCUUUUCGAAGGCAUGGCUGGUGCUGUUCACUUUCUCUCUGACAUCUUGGAACCAGCAACAUCAAGGUUUCCAGCACUUGAACUUGGCUGUUCACAGAUGGAUUAAAAAUGUGCAAAAAAGACAACUAAAAUACCCAUUGGACCAAAAGCUACCAGAUUGCUUAGUGCCUGACACAGAACCAACUCUGAAUUUUGAAAGACAAUAAAAAACACUUUCACAGGCCCCCUUUUGUUGCAGAAGUCCCCAAGUCAGAGCAUCCCAUCAGCAUUUUUGACAGCAUUCCCUCCCUGGUGUAAAAUAUUAACUCUUCACAUACAGGUUCUUUGUAGUGUGCAUGUUUCUUGGUGUUUGUUGCCCAUAGGCAUAAAUUGUUCUAAGUGGAAAGCCCUUUUUCUCAUACUAGCUCUCAGCUGAGCAUGCACCAGUAGAGAGUGGCAGCCACACCAUGCUGUAUAUAAUAUAUAUGGGGUGUCGUCUCUAUUGGGCAGAGUCAGGGAUGUCUCUCUUAAACAGUCUCUCUUAAACAUCUUACAGGGAAUCUCAGGAGAUACCUUAGUGAAAAUAUUUUGUCAGCAUUUUCCAUGUGAACCUAUCAGAAGAACAUGAGGGAAGGGCCACUCCCAAAACUUGAAAAGAAAUGUCAGAUAGAAGGUAUUUGUUGGAACACCUAUGGAUGGUGCAGUUAGACACUGCUUCCUCUUUGUGUCAUGUGCUCACGUUGGUGUUUGCCAGAAGCCCUAGGGACCAUGUGUAAAUUUGAAAGGUUUCCUUGCAGUCCAACUAGUGCCCUGGGCAAUGGACUCCAUGCUGCCAAGAGUAACCUUUAAUGACCUUUAAUGAAUACAUGUUGACAAUUGUGGAAUAUACACCUAAAUGUGUACUAUUCUGACUCAACCUUAAUUUUAUCAAUAUGAUAAAAUAUAAAAUCAAUAGAUAUAAUUUCAAGUAGGUCCAUGUCCUCACAGUGAAACUUACUUUCAAGUUUUAGUAAAUGAUCAAAGUAUAAAUUUAGAAUCAUAUUCCGUAAUUUCCAUCCACUUUUAGAUAACAAAUCAAAAGUACUAGUAUGGGGCACAUAAUAUGCAAGAAAAUUAUAUUUCUGGGUAACAUUUUUAAAAUAUUUUUAAAGGUAUUAAUUUGGGUUAGUAUCCCAUCAGUAAUUCUAUCUAUUGUCAGCAUGAUACAAAUGGUCUAGGACUUUCUAAGUGCUUCUCCACAUGUGAGGUAAGGCAUGUUUUGUAAAAGACAAGACAGGAUUCUGGGAUUGUGUAGUCCUUGUCUACAGGGACUGUCUAGGUAUUUGUCAUCCUAGUUUCCAUUCCUUUUUAAAAGGAGAAAAGAUAAUAUUAAUUUGGAAGAUACAUCUCUAUCCAUGUACAGUUUUUAGAAUGUUACUUAACCACAAGGUAGUUUGUGCUUCUGGUAUUCUAAACAUAUGACCUUGGUUUCUAUCUUCACUGUAGACAACCUUUGUUCUAAGUCAAAAUUAUUUUCUUUCACAUUAGGUUCAUGACUUCUGUGAGUAUCAGUCCUCAUUAUUAUGCUUUAACUGACUUCCUGAGCCUGCUAAUGCACUGUUCAGGGCUGUCUAACACUCCAUUGCCUGCAGAGUCAGUUAUGAAAACAUGAAGUGAACUGUUUUAGCAGAAGACUUCAUAUGCUAUCCGGUCUCAGUCAACCAACACAUGGCCCACCUUCCCCACCCACUUCAAAAAUGGUCUAUCACAGAGUUUUUCAGGACAUCCUGUCUGUCAUCAGGGGAAGUCCCUAGGAGAUCUCCUGCAUAGCCCUUGUCUUUGUGAAAGAAGCAAUUUGUGGGACUCCACUGGUGGCCAAAGGUGUCCAGAUGACCAGUAGCCCUGAGGGUGACUGUGUUUAUCUGAAUGUCUCCCAGGAUAUAUUUCACUUGUGCAUGUUUGACAAAUACUGAUCUCUCUGACCAACACACUGAGCGGAAAAUAAAAUACUUCUAGAGUGAAUAGGAGAGAUUGUAUUUACAGAUUUUUUAAGCCAGCUGAGUUAUCACUUUCAUACUUAGUACUAGAUCGUAAUUGAUGUACAGUUCUGCUCUUCCACUUUAACCCACUUCCUUAUGUGUUUGUGACAUCGACUGCUGUAUUUCAGAAGCUCCAGUUGCCAAUCCUUAGAGGCAGAAGAGCAAUGGCAUUCACAGAUGGUUGUAUAAGUUGUUUGAAAUGAGAUUCCAGAACAUCUCACAUUAAUUUUUUUAUGUAUUUGUGUUCACAGCUAUAUUCUCUGAAACCUGUUGAGGAUUUUUACAAUAUGUGUUUGCACAAUCCCACUUUGGAAUCUGAGGGAAACAUACCAUUGUCCAUAAAAAGUGUUUGGGGUUCUUUGGUUUUGUUAGUAAAAGUCCGUUUCGUGGUGAUAA